CCAAGUGCACUUUGAGAAUGCCUUCCAGUAUUGCCAGUUAGGAUGCAGGAGUUAACGGUAUUCCUCUUCUUCAUCUUCUUUACUAAGGGUGUGGCAGUUGAUGUGAAUCAGACUGUGACCGCAAAGGAGGGAAAUGUUACUUUUCAUGCAGACAUCCCGAGAGAGAAUUCCACUGAAGUAAACUCUCCCACCAUCAGAAGGGGACACUCUGACAACACAGCCCAGUGUGUACUGGUGUGUUCAGUGAAGAAUGGGGAAGAAGUCAUCUUGUCCUUGUAUGGUGGAGAUGAUUUGCUGAACCAGACCAGCAGUCCAAACAUCACUGUAGACCUUUCGGUCUCUCUGGUGGCAGAAAAUGGAAAUCGUAGCAUCUUCUCUUGCAUGGCCUCGAACCCAGCCCGGAAUAAGACAACUCCAGUCAACACAUCAGAUUUCUGUGCUCAAGAUUCUAUGGUUCUGCAAAUAAUUGGAGCUUUAUGCAUGACUUUCAUAUGUUGCUUCCUGGUGGUAGCGGUAUAUUAUGCCCACAAGACACUCAGGACAAUCAAAUUUGAAGCACACCAUAGUGUUGAGGAGAUCAACUAUGCUGAUGUCAGCAUUCAAGCACACUCGUUCAACCCCCUAAUAGAUGUCACCAGUGAAUCAGCAUCUGAAAUCGAGACCUUGGUGCAAUGUUCGGAGGACCAUAUUGUGUACUCAGAUGUUAAAAUAUGCUAAGUUUGUUCUUUUCUGCUCUUAUCAUCUCUUGUUUUUACAAGUUACUACUACAUUUAUUCAAUGUUUAAAAAUGCUUUGUUUAUUUACA
Messenger RNA from Engraulis encrasicolus (European anchovy), 805 nucleotides. RefSeq lists its product as uncharacterized. Bases 43 to 717 code for a protein of 224 amino acids. The record is from RefSeq and is a predicted model, not a curated record. Lineage: Eukaryota; Metazoa; Chordata; Actinopteri; Clupeiformes; Engraulidae. The transcript is spliced from 6 exons.